AUGUUUUCCAUUCACAUAGGUUGUUUUCUUCCUUACACAGACUUCAGUCCGGACGACUGGGGCCCCGAGUUCCCGCUCGCAGCCGCCUCGAGGUACGCCGUGCCCAUGCCCACACUCUACACCACUGAAGGUUACAAGUUCAAAAAGCCAAGUAUAAUAGAAUUAGUUCUAUACAACAUGGCGGCGUUACUGGGCGGGGUGGCGGCCGGAUAUGACGUCAGAAUGUCCAAUGUUAGCCCUCUCCAUCCUACAUUACAGCCACAUAGAACGGAAAUUGAACCUGAACCCCUAAGUUCUUCGGUAUACGAAGGUUUCGGGUACGCGCAUAACACCUACCACGGCCCCACCAGACACCUUCGGGCCCCCCUCAACGCCAUCACUGGAUCUCCUAUAUCGAGCCUCCAAACUGAAGAACAGAAGCCUAUCCGGUUCACCGACUCGCCCACUCACUACGCGCACCCAUCAUCAUCCUCUGGAUACGGACACUCCGCUCAACCGCUGUCCGGCACCUCCGGGCUCGGCACCAACUAUACCUCGACGCAACCCACGCCCUCUCCCAGAAGAACAUCCUCAUCAACAUCGGACCAUCUCGCAGACUUAUAUCACAACUAUAGAGAAAAUUUCCAACCUUCCCCCUCACAGGACAGAGAUUAUUACUAUCGAGCGGAGCCCUACACAUACGACAGAACGGCAGAUUAUGUAGUCAAGCACCCGUGCUACGGCUACGACGAGUGCUCCUACGACUACAGAGAACCCACGCCGGAUUAUAGACCCUCACCACAGUACUUAACCCAUAGAAGAACACCGUCGAACUCUUCGGCCUCGAACUCUCACCCGGAAGAGUUCUCGCCCUCGAGACAGUACAGAAGCAAAGAGAAAAGAGACGAGUACAGACCCAAGACUGAGUAUCCCCGAAAAUCCACCGACUACUCCUUACCGAGAGACUUCUACAGACAGGAGUCGCAAGAGAAGAACGAAGUCGAGCGACCCGCGAACCUCGGCCUGGAGCUGGCGCCGACGAAACUCAGGUCGAGUUUGAAGAAGUACAACAAGAAGUCUAGCGCGUCGGGGGGCAGCUCGGGCGGGGGCACCCCCCCCAACCCCACGCCGCCCGACAGCCUGGCGAGCCUGCCCAGCGACACGGACAGCUCGUACGUGUCGGCCCGCGACGCGUCCAGCGGCUCCAUGUCGCGAGUGCGCUUCAGCCCCGACACGCUGGACCCGCGCACCCCCCACGCGCUCGACCCUCGCCCCCCUCACACGUAG
Arctia plantaginis is the source of this 1266-nucleotide messenger RNA. NCBI's taxonomy places the organism in Eukaryota, Metazoa, Arthropoda, Insecta, Lepidoptera, Erebidae. The record is from the annotation of a GenBank genome assembly.